UAAACAGCGCUAGACUACUACAAUAGUUCGUAAGACUUGGAAGACCGCGGCUAUGAGCAGCGAGUAGUUCUAGGCGCUUUCAUCGUCCUCGGAGAAAGUGGACCUGACAGUUUGAACUUUUCCGGCAAAUUGUUAGGCCAACUCGCCCACAGAGGUUUGCAAAUACAGGAAUGUCGGCAGAUCACACGCGAUACUAUGUACUGGGAGCAUUUGCCCUGGGCAUAGUGUUAACUGUCACGUACAACCAACAGUCAAAAUCUGCUCAGAGACUUGACCAUGAUGACGCACAUCAACAACUCAAGCAGCAGCAGAAGAAGCUGAUAGCCAGGCUUGCAAAGAUCAAAGAUUUGAACGUGUUGAAGAAAAGCCUGGCGGAACUUGAUGUUGCACUAGAGAAAGGGCCUGGAUGUAUCAAGGAAGGCAUAGAAGGAUGCAUCGGCGACACACCACUCAUCAAGAUAAAGUCACUUUCCAAUUACACUGGAUGCGAGAUACUCGCCAAAGCAGAGUUCCUAAAUGGCGCCGGUAACAGCCCCAAAGACCGAGUUGCACUAAGUAUAAUCGAAAUGGUAUGA
Parastagonospora nodorum SN15 is the source of this 575-nucleotide messenger RNA. RefSeq lists its product as hypothetical. The record is from RefSeq and is a predicted model, not a curated record. NCBI's taxonomy places the organism in Eukaryota, Fungi, Ascomycota, Dothideomycetes, Pleosporales, Phaeosphaeriaceae. The transcript has 2 exons. Bases 171 to 575 code for a protein of 134 amino acids.